This is a messenger RNA of Brassica oleracea var. oleracea, 2004 nucleotides long. RefSeq lists its product as uncharacterized. The transcript has a single exon. The record is from RefSeq and is a predicted model, not a curated record. Bases 1 to 2004 code for a protein of 667 amino acids. Gene Ontology annotation, molecular function: RNA-DNA hybrid ribonuclease activity; nucleic acid binding. Lineage: Eukaryota; Viridiplantae; Streptophyta; Magnoliopsida; Brassicales; Brassicaceae.
AUGUUCUUCGUUAAGACAUCGCAGCGAAGUGUGGACGCGCUAAAGGACAUCCUGAUCAAAUAUGAGACAGCAUCAGGCCAAACGAUAAGCCCCUUGAAAUCUUCCAUCACAUUCUCGAAGAAGACUCCCAUGGAGGUGAAGAUCAGAGUACAAGCUAGCUUGGGAAUCACAAAGGAAGGAGGCGUGGGCAGGUAUUUAGGCCUGCCUGAACACUUCGGGAGGCGAAAGAAAGACCUCUUUACUUCAAUUGUGGACAGCAUUCGACAAAGAGCCGCGAGUUGGAGCUCCAAGAAGUUAUCUAGUGCUAGAAAACUAGUCAUGCUCAAGUCGGUGUUAUCAGUCAAACCAACAUAUGCCAUGACCUGUUUCAAACUCCCUCUCAGUCUCAUCAAGCGAAUCCAAUCAGCGCUAACAAGAUUCUGGUGGGAUGCUAAUCCCGAUGAGCGGAAAAUGUGUUGGGUUGCUUUCUCGGAGCUGGCUAAAUCAAAGGGAGAAGGGGGACUAGGCCUCCGCGAUAUAGAGAUGUUUAAUGUGGCUUUACUAGCAAAACAAAGCUGGAGAAUUGCCACAAACCCUGAGUGCCUGCUCUCAAGGGUCUUACUUGGGAAAUACUGCAAUCAUCAACCAUUCUUCAGUGUCUCAGCUUCAUCCUCAAUAUCACACGGUUGGCGAAGCAUCCUCUGGGGUAGAGACCUCCUCCUAGCAAAUACUGGGAAAGCGAUCGGGGAUGGCAGAGACACUUCGUUAUGGGAGGAACCGUGGCUCUCUUCAGAAACGCCAACCCGUCCAAUGGGACCGCCAACGGCUGAGACUAAGCAUUGGUGGGUCUCAGAUCUUAUUAGUAGGGAGUCGGGAGAGUGGAACAAAGCGUUAAUAGAGCGCACCUUGCCUCAUGCUGUCAAGGAGAUCCUCAGCAUAAAACCAAGCAAAUUAGGCAAGCCUGAUGCUCUGGUAUGGCUUCCAACAAAAGAUGGGGCAUACAGCACGAAAACCGGUUACUACACCGGCCUAUCAAUGAAGGAGACAACCCACUUGCGGCCUGCACCACCACAACCUUGCAAUUGGAACGCCGAUAUCUGGAGGGGAUUAUUUUCACCAAAACUAAGAGUUUUCCUAUGGAAAAUUGUUAAGGGAGCGUUGCCACUGGGAGAGAACUUAGAAAAGAGAAGUAUUCUAACCACCUCUAAGUGUAUUCACUGUGGACUGCGAGAGACAGCAUCACAUCUGUUCCUACAUUGUCGGUUUGCAACAAGAGUUUGGGCGAUGGCACCACUGCUACAUCCGGAACUCAUCACCUCUACACCAGACUUUGAAACGGCCCUCAAAAACUCAAAGAAGAUCACUAAUCUCCCACCGUCAGGAUUGGCGUAUGGCCCUCUAUUUCCUUGGAUUUGUUGGACCCUCUGGACUUCAAGAAAUCAGCUAAUCUUUGAAAACAGAGCAGUCACUCCGGAGGAAACACUGACACGAGCAAUAAAACUAGCGCGGGAAUGGCAUGAAGCUCAAUGUCAGGCACAAUCGCAGACUACAACUACUCCUCCACUGAAUGUAGUCCACCCUAUCGAGAUCACUUCUCGGAACAACUCUGGUGGAACUAACGUUUGCACGGAUGCGGCGUGGAAAGAAGAAUCAAAUAGAGCAGGCCUUGGCUGGAUCUUCACAGACCAUGCAGGCGAUACCAUUACGUCGGAAAGUAGAUCGGAAACUUUUGUUCCUUCCCCCCUCAUGGCUGAGAGCCUGGCCAUUCGCGAAGCUUUGCUUCAUGCGCGCCAAAUGGGCAUCUCCACCUUGACAGUGAAAUCGGACGCUCAGACUCUAGUCAGAGCUAUCAACGACAGGAAACCUCUUAAAGAAAUGUUUGGAAUAUUUCAUGAUAUUCUCAAAUUGUCUCUAGAGUUCCAUGUGAUCUCCUUUGUUUUUAUUCCUCGCUCAGACAACAUAGCUGCUGAUGCCCUUGCUAAGGGGACUCUACUUGCUUCUGAUAUUACUCUGCUAUCUGUGUAA